Messenger RNA from Camellia sinensis, 981 nucleotides. RefSeq lists its product as uncharacterized. The record is from RefSeq and is a predicted model, not a curated record. NCBI's taxonomy places the organism in Eukaryota, Viridiplantae, Streptophyta, Magnoliopsida, Ericales, Theaceae.
GAAGAACAUGUGAAUGUGGACAGAUGAAGAGGAUAGAGAAUUGGUUUAUGCUCUUUUUGACAUGGUCAAUACAGGAAAUCACAAGGCUGACAAUGAUUUCUAGUCAGGCUUUCUUGGGGUGCUUGAAGGAGUGUUGCAUGAGAAGUUGCCGGGGUGUGGAAUUAAGGCUAAGCCACACAUAGAAUCUAGGGUCAAGACAUUGAAAAGGGACACUGGAACUGUGUUUGAUAUGGUUAACGGAGUGGGCUGCAGUGGAUUUGGAUGGGAUUCCAACACAAAUAUGGUGGUUGCUGAAAAACAAGUUUGGGAUGGCUAUGUGCAGAGCCACAAGCGUGCUGCUUACUGGAAAAAUAGGAGUUUCCCACAUUGUGACAUGUUGUGCAUCAUCUUCGAGAAAGAUCGUGCUACAGGAAAAGAUGCGGUUACUGCUGAUGAUGUCUUGGAGGAAGGGAGCAGAAAUGAGAGCAUUGACACACAAAAUUUGAGUGUUGAAGAAAUCGAUACAUUUUCGAAUGCUUCCAUCAACGAUGAAGGAAACAGUAAUAAAGGAAAGAAGAGGAAGAAUAGUAGUGACAGUUCGGAUGCCUUUCGUGAAGCAGCUAUGAUUAUUGGCACCAAGAUUGAAGAAGCAACAGAUAAAUUCGGUCGAGCACUAGGUGUGAAUUUGGAUGUAGCUUUGAAGAGGGACAAAAUCAACGAGGAGCUUUGCAAGCUUUCCAAUCUAUAGAGGGUUGAGUGCUGCGGAGCCAUGCUCGCUAUAGCACGUGAUCAUGAGGUUACUACUUGCUUCUUCACCUUGGAAGAUGAUGAGAAAGAAUAAUUUGUGAAGGCUUUACUUAAUGGAGAUCUCUAUGUCCAUUAUUAUUACUUUGCUAUAUUCCUGUUUAUUUCUUUGUUGAUACUAGCUAAUGUGUUGGAUCUUGUUGCUUUCUUUUUUUUUUUUUUGAUGGAUUCGAUCUUCUUACUUGGAUGAUGCUAUUU